AUGCCUGUGUUGCAGGCCCUGAAUGUGCCUGGUGAAAAGGACAGAUACAUUCAUUCGAUGCAUUAUGCACUGGAACUUGUCUGCUCGAAGAACACGAACAAGGAGGGACGUAUCAAUUGCCUAAAAAUGUGCGCUCAUAUUGCGCUUGCUCUUUCGCCCGAUGAAAUGUGUGGCCCCCUGAAUCUACUCAUCGAUUUCUGCGUUGAGAUGAGUGAUUUUUGCCUGGUGAUCGCACGUUGCUUUGCUUGUAUACUGACCGGUAUAAUAUUGAACUUGAACAAACUGAUUGUCAGUCGAUCUCGAGAACACACUGCAAACGGUUCAAAUCGUGCGCCACUCACCGAGAAACAGCAGGAUGUUCUGUUCGGGAUACUGACCACGCGUCGUCUAGACGUUGUUAGUGCCAUUUUUCCUUUGUAG
Molecule: messenger RNA, 420 nt
Organism: Gongylonema pulchrum
Lineage: Eukaryota; Metazoa; Nematoda; Chromadorea; Rhabditida; Gongylonematidae
Source: the annotation of a GenBank genome assembly